GGCAGCAGAGUUGGUUCCAUGGAUAGCAGCUUGCAUUCGAGGAUGGCGAGCGACGCCGACAUGGCAGAAUCUGCCGGAGAUGUGGAGGCUGUUUGUGGUUCUCGGAGGGCGGUCCUGUGUGAGGCCGUCAGAGCUUUCAACGGGUCUGUUUCUGUCUAUCAUCACGAUGUGGUCAAUGGUGUUUUCACUGCUACGGUUUUUGUGCUGUUUCCUUUGUCUGGUGGAGACGACGCUAUUUCAAUGAUGGAUGCAAGAGGAGGAGGUAGAAGAACAAAGGAUGAAGCCGAGGAGAGUGCUGCAGAUGCUCUGCUCUCUGCCAUGAACGUGAAUCUGAAAGUUGGGACGGAUGAUGUUACAGAGCAGCUGGCAAAGCUCAGCAUGUGAAAUGUGGAGAUGAAUAAAUUUGUGCGUGGAGUGUCUAUGUCUAAGUAAGCACUGAUGUGUAUCUUAGAGUAGGUUUAAUUUUCCGUCAUGUACUGGAUGCUGGCUAUGCAUUUUGUGUAUGUGUAUUGCAUAGUGAGGCUAGUUUGUGUCAGCAUGUACCGAGCAAUAUAGAGCA
Panicum virgatum (switchgrass) is the source of this 559-nucleotide messenger RNA. RefSeq lists its product as uncharacterized. The transcript is spliced from 2 exons. The record is from RefSeq and is a predicted model, not a curated record. Lineage: Eukaryota; Viridiplantae; Streptophyta; Magnoliopsida; Poales; Poaceae. Bases 19 to 384 code for a protein of 121 amino acids.